Messenger RNA from Candidozyma duobushaemuli, 1323 nucleotides. RefSeq lists its product as uncharacterized. NCBI's taxonomy places the organism in Eukaryota, Fungi, Ascomycota, Pichiomycetes, Serinales, Metschnikowiaceae. The record is from RefSeq and is a predicted model, not a curated record. The coding region runs from base 1 to 1323 and encodes 440 amino acids. The transcript has a single exon.
AUGGCCCUACGAUUGCGAUCUCGUCAUCGUAAUAAGGAGUCUUCGGUCGAGAACCCAGAUGCGCUAUCUGUAGCGUCUGAGCGGCCCAGAAAGUCUGGGUUUGUUCGAGAAUCGGGGUUCUCAGAUGCAUCCAGACUACCGAAGCGGAUCCUCCAAUGGCUCUACUCCAUUUCGUUGAUCAUUUUUAUGAUCCUCACAUUUGGUUUUAUCCUUGUCACCCCCCUUGACAUCAUUGUCCAAACAUGGGGUGCUCCAUCCACAUGGGCUAAGACCUUCAUCGUCAUCAUGGCAUGCGCCUUCUUUUUAUUCUUCUGCCUCGUCAUUUACUUCCUGAGACUUUACCAGAGCAGAGUAAUGCUUAAUCAAAUUCCUUCAAAAUCGGUCUACAUCCCGCUAGAAAAGCACGACCUACCGUCAGACGUCCGUCAUUAUGUCGAUGGCACACUACGACGCUGCGUGGGAGACAUCAAAAUAAGGGCUGGACCUUUGUACAACAAAAACGAGAUCAUCAAUAUUCCAGGGGCGUCGCCGCCAGAGUACAUUCAAAAGAGAAACAUUUCAAUGGGCUUCCACAAUGAAGGUACCCAUCUCCCACCAGAUUGCAUCUACGAAGAUAUCUUGGACAGUUUGGGUAUGCAGAUCCGGGGCAGCGGUGUAGUGCUCACCAAUUUUGACAUUCCAGAUUGCUAUUCAUUCCGGGAGAUUUUACUCUCCAUGGCACAGAUAUUGAUCGAGGAGCACGAGAUCGACCGUUCGAGGCUCCCAGAGGUUCGUCGCAUGAUACAAAUAUAUGAGAAGCUCAAGUUUGGGCCAGAUCGCAUCAAGGAGCUGGACAUGGUGGAAUUUCUUACCUUGUUUGAAAAGCUCCAACUUUUGUUCCACUCGAACCGUCUCGAGCUGGAGGAUCUGCAAGCGCCCAUUAAGUACGGCAUCAGCCGAGGAUCGUCUUUUGGCACCGACACAUUCUUGCUGCCGAACUUCAGCAACGUCCGUCGCAGUCUGCACGGAGGAGCCCGCAGCUCACGAUCUGGAACCCGAAGUGAGCUCUUUGCCGAUAUAGACCAGCAGAGCGAUUCAAGCGGUGAGAUCAGCGGGCUCCACACGUCUCUGAACGAGCUAAAUGCACAGCGGAUCUCGCGCAGCAGCACAGGCACGAGCGAUCCAGGCAGACGACCAAGCACAGGGUCUGUGAUCAAAAACAAGCUUGUGUUUCGUGGGCACAGCAGGGAAGGUGAUUCCUCUACCGGUGGGCCGCCCACUGAUUCCAGCUCCAGCGAUACGGCGUCGGUGAAGGUUACCCACACGACGACCCCUGGCGUCUAG